Molecule: messenger RNA, 684 nt
Organism: Echinostoma caproni
Lineage: Eukaryota; Metazoa; Platyhelminthes; Trematoda; Plagiorchiida; Echinostomatidae
Source: the annotation of a GenBank genome assembly
UGUAUUGACCUCUCUCUCUCUCUCUCUGUUCAUAUGUGGGGGUCUCAUAAAACCGCUUUAACUGAGAACAGCAUAUCAUGCCACAUCACUNCCCCCCCCCCCUCUAUUUUCUGCGAUCAUCGAUUUACUGUACAAGCAGAGGCGCAACAAAUCGACCAGGAACUGUUUACCGAGUACGGAUUCUCUGUUGAUCAACUCAUGGAAUUGGCCGGACUCAGUUGUGCCAUGGCUACAGCUUAUCCGCGUGAGAAAUUGUCCGUCGGGAACGGUUCAGUUCUGGUCUGCUGUGGUCCGGGUAAUAACGGUGGUGAUGGCCUAGUCUGUGCACGCCAUCUGAAGCUAUUCGGUUACAAUCCCACUGUCCUCUAUCCACGCACCCCGACAAAACCGCUGUAUAAAAGUUUGAUUCAACAAUGCAAGAAAAUGGAUAUUCCCAUACUUUCGAAUCCGCUACCUGAGGUCUCGGAAAUCGAUAAUCGAUACGAUUUGGUUGUGGACGCACUGUUUGGUUUCGGAUUCAAGCCUCCCGUGAAUGAGGAAUUCAAGCCGUUGCUCGAUCGUAUGUGCCAAACCACGCGACCGGUUAUCUCCAUCGACGUGCCUUCUGGUGAGUUGGGGAAUAGGAAAAAGUUACACGAAAAAGGGAUGAACACUAUUCACCCUCAGAACUUUAUUCAACCGUAG